Molecule: messenger RNA, 981 nt
Organism: Rangifer tarandus platyrhynchus (Svalbard reindeer)
Lineage: Eukaryota; Metazoa; Chordata; Mammalia; Artiodactyla; Cervidae
Source: the annotation of a GenBank genome assembly
AUGGUAACCAGACGGCUCCCAUCUCGGCUGGAGCCCUCGCACCCGGCUGGCCACCCACCGCUCCGGCGGGCACCCCCAGCCCCCGUGCAGGGCCGGCCGCUCUCCUCGCCCGGCCUGCGGCACCCUCCUCCCCCCACCCCAUCCUCGGUCCCUGAUCCCCAGGGGUGGGGGGCAGGCUCUCCCUGCUGUUCUGCCCUGCCCCUCAUCUCCUGCCCCCUCUCAGCAUGUCCACAGACCCACACCCCUCCUGGCCCACCAGCCCUGCCCGGAGACCCCCGAUGGGACCCAUGCCAGCCCCUCCCCACGGCCCGGGACCCUACGGGACUGUCCCUCCCGUGGCCUCCGAGGCGGCUUCCUUCUGGGCCCAGCGGGAUAAACACAGGAAACAGGAUUAGCAAGGAAGGGGAAGCGGCCCCCGAAAAGGCCUCUGCGGGCCGGGCUGGGUCGGAAAUACCUAUCCUUGAGAAACAGCUGGCGUCGUGGACCAGGGACAGCCUUCCCGGCCGGGGCCGCAAAGAUGGGGGCGGUCAGGAGGGAGUGGGGGGGUGCAGGGAGAUGGGCCCUGCUGGGUCGUGGAGCCCACCGCAGAGCGGGACUGGGGUGGAGCCUGGGCUGGGGUAUGGUGGGGGUAUCCCUAGAGAGGCGGCCACCCCAGCAGGACGAACGACAGUGGGGAGCACGGCGCUGACGGCCCCGCGAUGGCCUCACCCCCAGCACCCGGGACCUGUGGCCCCGCCGGCCGGCACACUCCAUCUGCGGGGGGCACGGGACCCUCUUGCAGUUGCAGCAGCUGCUCUUCCUGCCGGCCUGAAGCCAGCAUGGCUGGUGGUGGCCUGGGUCCCCCGCCCCAACCUGCUUCCCUCCCUGCGGCCCCCUCGACCUCCCGGGGUCGAGGCCUUGGCUGUGGGCGUCUCCCGGGUGUGCACCUCUGGCCGGAGUCUGAGAGGCCUGGGAGCCCCACCCAGCUGCCCGGGGCCAUAA